AUGCGAAGUUUUCACCGCAGAAAAUGGCGAUCAAUUUUCACAAACAACCGUGUCGGUACCGAGGAUAUCUCGUUCCCAUCCUCUGCCCCAAACACGCCAUAUCUUUCCCCACUGACCGAAUACACUUCUGAUGGACUUGAGAGUCUCGAUGAUGGAGAUCAUGACCUGCGAAUUGAGGCCCCGGUCGCGCUUGGUAUCUACAUCCCAAACGGAACGGAAAGACCAUCAAUUAAAUGCAGGGACCUUCUGCUCAGCUCCUUACUAGAAUGCGAAAACCAGCGGAGGGAUAAAGGAUUCUUCCCGAACAGUACAUUCACAACUCUCAUUAACGAGGAAGUCGUUGGACAGGAGCUGCGCCGCUGGCGUGAAUUUCGACAACUUGGAUCCGCUAAUCUUCACAGACUUACAGAAACGAUUUGCGGAGAUCGGUCAUUCAAAAAGAUGUUCGCUCUGCUGGUGAUUGUCAACAAGCUCCUAAAUAUUGAGACAUUCAUCACAGACAACAUAACAGACAAUGACCUGCCUUUUUGCAAGGUCUCUCGGCCGGGUUCCUAUCGAUUUGGACUAGGUCGGAAACAAAACCCACACGAUGCGUUGAGCUGCUUUGAAUCCUGGGGGCAUUCAUCCAUCAGGUUAUUCGAGGAAUGGCAGUGGACCGUGCUGGCCCCAACUUUUGAAAAGGGGCAGCGCAGAGAUGUCAAACAUGUGGUUCUGAGCCACAAACACCCACUGCCCUUCACAAGGGACAGCCGUCUCGAUUUAGACGACGGGAUCUCGCAAGGUGGUCACAGUACCGUUUUCAAGGUCGAAAUUCACCCGGAUCACCACAAUUUCAAUACACCCGUGGGGACCAGCAGUGCUUGCACCAGCUUUGCUGUAAAACACCUGUCCUCACGGGACAAGGACCGUUUCAAACAAGAGGUAGACAUGCUUGUCACCUUUAGUGGUGAUUCUCAUAAACAUCUGAUCUCUCUUUUAGCCACAUAUCAACAAGGGAACGAAUACUACUUGAUUUUCCCUUGGGCUCGUGCUGAUCUUCGGUCCUAUUGGAGAGACAUCAACCCCGAACCAACCUUGAAUCAAGACACAAUCAGCUGGAUGGCUGAGCAAUGCUAUGGCAUUGCUAGAGGCCUUUACAAAAUACACCAACACGAGACCGCAUAUUUCAGGAGCUCAGAUGAUCACCCAUUCGCUCCAAAAGAGCACAUUAGCUGCAGAUCUCAAAAUGGAUCGCUGAGGCUUUUCGGGCGCCAUGGAGACAUCAAGCCGCAGAACAUUCUGUGGUUUGAUAGCGCGAGAAGUGAACUCGGAAGACCAAUCCUGAAGAUAACGGAUCUAGGUUUGGCCGAGUUCAAAACCAGCAUUGCCAACAUAUACAGAUCAUCCAGUAAAAUUUCGAUGACCGCAACCUACCGACCGCCAGAGUACGACAUCGAGAACGGGAAAGUUGGCCAAUCUCACGAUAUCUGGGCUCUUGGGUGUGUAUUUCUGGAAAUGAUUGUUUGGCUUCUCGGAGGGUGGAAGCUGGUCCAAGAAUUUGAACAGUUACGUAUCGCCGAGAGGACGGGUCCUCGUUACCCCGGGGCCACGGAAAGCACCUUCUUCAAGGUGAAGAGUAUCAGUGAAGAUGGCACGUGGAAAGUGGUGGUCAAGCCAACGGUCACAAACUUCAUUAAGAGGUUACACGGCCUUCCAGCCUGCACAAAGUACUUGCACGAGUUUCUGGAUCUCAUCGAGCAGGAAAUGCUGGUAAUCAAGCCCACGGACCCGGCCGAGAAGGGGCGUAUUCACGCUGCUGCGCUCGCAUUCAGACUCGGCGCCAUGCAGAUCCUCAUCACAUCAUUGAAGAAUACCAAUGAUUUUUCAAACAUUGAUAUGGCUGCAACGUCGUCGACAUCCGCAGAUACCAAAACUGGCAGUCCCGUCAAGCACCUUGAGAACCUCAACGCGGAUCUGAAAGACCUCAAUACUCACGUUGACGGCAACACGCUUCUCGCCAACAAAGAUGAUCAGGUCCAACGGCUCUCGGUCCCCUCUAUAGGCCCUAACGUCGACGAGGUUACAUCCCUUCCAAAGGUUCUCUCAAGUUCUUUCGUGAGAUCCAGUACAAGCUUGUUUCCACGGAAAGAGCGCAAGCGUGGGCUCGGCCAAGAGCUGUCCUUCUUCGGCUGGGACUUUGACAGUCGAUCAACGGUGGUUAGGCAGGCACGUGGCAGGCAGGAGGUUUGGCGCAGCCGCCGCCUGAUGACCGAAGGAGCCGUCAACAGACCGCGUGCUUAG
Diaporthe amygdali is the source of this 2280-nucleotide messenger RNA. RefSeq lists its product as uncharacterized. The coding region runs from base 1 to 2280 and encodes 759 amino acids. Gene Ontology annotation, biological process: peptidyl-threonine phosphorylation; peptidyl-serine phosphorylation. The record is from RefSeq and is a predicted model, not a curated record. Lineage: Eukaryota; Fungi; Ascomycota; Sordariomycetes; Diaporthales; Diaporthaceae. The transcript is spliced from 8 exons. Gene Ontology annotation, molecular function: ATP binding; protein serine/threonine kinase activity.